Molecule: messenger RNA, 6624 nt
Organism: Closterium sp. Naga37s-1
Lineage: Eukaryota; Viridiplantae; Streptophyta; Zygnematophyceae; Desmidiales; Closteriaceae
Source: the annotation of a GenBank genome assembly
AUGGCGAGCUACAGUGAUUUCGGUAUCUCGUUUGAUAUGGUUGGGAAGGCCAGGGCAAGCGGGGAGGAGCAGGUGAGUUUUACUGAUAAGUUCAGGCAAGUGGGGAAGCGGAACCAAAUGCAUAUCAACGCGAUAAGGAGGGCCAAGGAGAGGAGUCGCUCUGCCUCGUUAGAAGGCCAACUGCUGGACUCUAUAGCGGAGCACAGCAACUCCAACCGUACGAGUGGCAGACAGAGUGAAAAUAACGAAGGGGCUUCUAGCGAGGCGCGGGAGGCAGGGGAAAACGGAGCAGGUACCGGAUUGGAGGAGGAUUGUGAUUUAGGGAAUGAAGGACACGUGGACAUGGCGAGCUACAGUGAUUAUGGCUUAUCGUUUGAUAUGGUGGGGAAGGGCGGGGCGAAUGGUGGGGAGCAGGUGGGAUUUACGGAUAAGUUCAGGCAAGUAGGAAAGCGGAACCAGAUGCAUAUCAACGCGUUUCGGAGGGACAAGGGCAGGGACAGGCACGGCGGUGACUCGAUAGUGGGUGGGUUGGAGGACUCUAUAACGGUGCAAUCCGGUUCCAAGGUUGGUGAAAGGGGCGGGGGCGAGGGCGUAAACCCAAGCUGCGAAAAGCGGAGUUCCAGUGAAGCGGUUCGCAUGGGUAUUGAUGGAGAUGUUGUUAGUGGGAACAGGGGGGGCAGUGCUAGUGCUGGUAGCAAGAGUGACUGUAACGAGCGAGUAGCAGUGGCAGGGGAAAGCACGGUUGGUGACAAGGAUGGGGAACAGCAGGCUGGUGAGGGGGACGCUGGGGGAGGCGCUGGGGGGAGCGCUGAUGGUGGUGGAUCUCAGGGAGGGCAUGCUGAGCCCUUGGCAUCCAUCUCGUUCAGAACAGCAGCGGAUUCUCUCCCCCGCACUGAAGCAUCUGCGUCCCUUGCUUGCACAGACGCGGUCCCGUCCCUCCCCCGCAUGGAAGCAUCUGCGGAAUCGUCUUCUGGGAGCUUGCUGGCGUCAUCGGUUCUCCCCCCGGCCCUGCUGGCAGUGCUGGGCAAUAAGGGAGAAACAAUCUCGGGGAAAUGUCAGCAGCCCCGCCGUCUGUCUGUCCCCUGCCGGCCGACCUCGGCCGCCAGGUGGCGUGCUACGUGUGGCCUGCCUUCUCGUGUGUCCAUCGAGAAAGAUGCUGAGCUGGCUGCCAGGCUGGCAGAAAUCCGAGCUGGAUACGCUGGGCGGUGGGUGGGAGAGGAUAAGAUCGAGCGGGAGGGCUCGGGGGUUCAUACGAGCAGCGGCCGCAGCUUGGGGAGCAGCAAUUGUGACAGUAACGCGAGUGACUGUAGGGGGGGGGAGGGGUACGGGUCACAUCAAGGGACGUCAGUGCUCUUAUCACAGCACUCACCCGUGGAAGGUAGACAAUCUCAGGAGCACACUAGGACUAUGCAAGACCGAGUGCAGCGCAGCUGUGAGGAUGCGUUACCGGAUCAGUUAGACAGUCCCCAGGAGAGACAGACUGCGGAAGAAGGGAGAAAAGGAGGGGCGGUGGGGGAGGGGGCGGGGCUGGGGGAGGAGGUGAGACAGGGAGAGGGAGAAGUUGAGGAGAGGGCGGGGUUGGUGGAGGAAAAGGGGGAGGUAGAGGGAGGAGUGUUGGUGGAGGAAAAGGGGGAGGUAGAGGGAGAAGUGUUGGUGGAGGAAGUGGCAGUCACUCUGGAGAGGAUUGAAGCAGCUUUCAGUCGAUUCAGUAGCGUUGUGGAGUCGUGUGAACGAGGAGAGGGAGAAGAGGAAGGGGAGGGAGAAGGAAAAAGGGAGGGAGAAGGAAAAAGGGAGGGAGAAGGAAAAGGGGAGGGAGAAGGAAAAGGGGAGGGAGAAAGAAAAGGAGAGGGAGAAGGAAAAGGAGAGGGUAAAAGGGAAGGAGAGGGGGAAGGGGAAGGUGAGGAAAGCGAAGGGAAAGGAGAGACUGAAGAAAAUGUUGAGGUAGGAGAGGGAGAGGAGGGAGGAGUGAGAGUAGAGGGAGGGGAAGGAGGGGAAGGAGGGGAAGGAGGGGAAGGAAGGGAAGGAGGGGAAGGAGGGGAAGGAGGGGAAGGAGGGGAAGGAGGGGAAGGAGGGGAAGGACAUGAAGACGUGGCAAUGGCAGUGGGCAGGAUAGAGGAGGCAUUCAACCGACUCAGCAGCCAUGUUGAUGAGCUGGCUUCUCUCAAGGCACAACAGGCCGCUUCUACUGCCACUGCUGCCACUGCUGCUGCUGUACCUGCUGCUGCUGCCACUACUGCUACUGCUGCCACUGCUGGGAAUGCAACUGCUGCCACUGAUGCUAUUGUGGGGAAUGCGGCUGCCCCUGCUGCCACGGCUGGCAAUCCAGUGAAGAGGGUGUAUAGUAUCCGAGUGAAACCCGCUCACAUGCAUGCUGCUGUGAGGGCAGCGGUGCGAGCCGUGCAGGCUGUGCCGUGGGGUCAGGUGGAGGAGAGGCAACGAGGCACUACGAAAGAGGGAAGGGACGGGGCGGAUUGGCAAGGGUUUGGAGCGCAAGGGGCAGCAGUGGGGGCCGUGCAGGCUGUGCCACGGGGCCAGGUGGGGCAAGGGGAGAAGAGGCUAGGGGCGCAAGGGGAAAGGAUGCAAGGAGUGGACGGGCGAGGCAUCUCAAGUGCAGAAGCAGCAGAGGAAGCAAGUGCAGGAGAGGCAAGAAGUGCAGGGGAGGCAAGAAGUGCAGGAGAGGCUGCUUCUUUUAAGGGGUUAGUGCAAGGCCAGCUGCCACCCACCAGCGUUAGUGCUGAAAAUGCCGCUUGUGAUCUGAACGCACCUGCUGCAUCCAACGGCCCAGAUGCAUCUGCAGGAUUCAAUGGCCCAGAUGCCCCGGCUGUGUUGCCAGAUCCAAAUUUCCUGCCUCCUGGGGUAACAGGUGAUGGUCAUGUGGAGUAUGCCCCUGUACCGUUCUCAACCGUUGGGUUUCCUGCAGAAUCAUCGCUCUGCUCCGAUGAGGAUAUACUUGCAGCAGCAGCGAUGGUCGAGGCAGCCAUAGGGAGUUUCGCUGCAGAUUCCAGGGUAAUUUACCCUUCCAAAAAAAGGGAAGGGGGAGGAGCAGGGGGAGGGGGAGGGGCUGGGGGAGGAGCAGGGGGGACGGGAAGUGGAGUGAUGCGAGUGCCGGCAAAAGUGGUGGCAGAGGGAGGGGUAGGGCCGGGGAUGAUUGUGAGGAGGAAGGCAGGUCAAGCCCCCCGCAUGUGGGCUGUCCCUACCAUGGACUUAGAAUCUGCUCUAGAGGCCGCUAUGGGGGCGGCUGAUCGGGUGGAGAAGGGCCCUCUCGAGGCUACUUGUGAAGCCACUUCUGAGGCGCCUCAAAAGGCCCCCCGCAUGUGGGCUGUCCCUACCAUGGACCUGGAAUCCGCUCUAGAGGCCGCUAUGGGGGCGGCUGAUCGGGUGGCUGGAAGGGUGGGGAAGGGGGUUUGUUGUGAGGCAGAGGCAGCAAAGCCAACGCAGCAGCACAGUGUCACGGCUGAGAGCGCUGAGAUGAGAGGAGGGAGGGAGCAGGUCCAGACUAUGGGUCUGGGUUCGGGGCCAGAGGCGGCUGUGGGGGUGGCUGAUAGGGUAGAGCAGGGGGGUUGUGACAUGAUGGCUCAGAGGAGGGGAGAGAGGGAGCAGGGGGGUUGUGACAUGAUGGGUCAGAGGAGAGGCGGGAGGGAGCAGGUCCAAAAGAUGAGUCUGGAUUCGGCCCGACGCAUGUGGGGUGUUCCGAGUAUGGAUCUAGAAUCGGCUCUAGAGGCUGCUGUGGGGUUGGCUGAUAGGGUGGCGAAGAGGGCGAGUGUUGAAACGAACCAGGGGCAUGCUGUAACGCGUAUGGAGGUGGACAGGUGUGAGAUGGAGCGUGACGGUGCUGCUUCAGCUGGGAUUGCGUUUGGAGGAGUGGGAGAGGGAGAGGGAGAGGGAGAGGGAGAGAGAGCAGAGGUGGGAGAGAGUGUGGGUAGGGUGGGAUCGUUUGCUUUCAGUGUUGGGGUGGAAGCAAGGCGUGACUCGGGUGUCAGCAGCACUGUUGCUGGUGGUGGCGGUGGUGCUGCUGCUGCUGCUGCUGCUGCGUUGGAAGCAAGCCUGAGGGAACAGUACAGAGACAGUCGAGGAGAUAGCAGAGGAGAGAGCAGUUUUUCCCAUUCUCUUACGCCGCCUGGGUGGAUAUUUCCGUCCACCGCUUAUGACGCUCUUGAGGAUGCUCUUAGCGAGUAUGACGCUAGGAGUGUGAGCAUUGGCAGCAGAAUCAGCAGCUCUAAGGGGGGAGGAGGGUCUGGGUUUCCGAUUUCCUGCCUGGGAGGGGGGUUUGGGAGAAAGCGGAUGGGGAAGAGGAAGGAGAGGGGGAAAGGGAAAGGGGAGAAGAAGGGGGAGGGGAAAGGGGAGAGGAAAGGGGAUGGGAAUGGGAAGGGGCGGGGGUGGAGCAAUGCAGAGCAGGAUAAGCAUGCAGGUCCUGCCAGUGCCGCUGCUGCUGCUGCUGCUGCUGCUGCUGCUGCUGUUGGAGCGGAGAUGGAAAGAAGUUCUUGGGAAGGGGAUGUGGAAGGGGAUUGGGAAGAGGAGGGAGGGAAGGAACGUGGUGUACGUGAGGAAAUCGAAUGGAACAGAGGAGAGGAGGAAGAGGAAGAGCAUACGGAGGAGGAGGAGGACGACGACGAAGAGGGGGAAGAGGAAGAGGAAUCAGAUUGGGAUGAGGAGGAAGACGAUGCAAGCUCGGAAGGCAACAGUAUGUUCAUGCUUCCAGUGCCCAUACUCGACCUAUCUGAUGGCUUCUCACUCUCCUUUCCUCUCGAAGCCUUUGCCAGCUCUCGGUUAAACACCGGCUCUCAGUUAAACACUGGCGCGCAGCUAAGCAACAGUAGGGACAGUGGGAUUUUCCGGACUGAAGAGGACCCGUCGUUUGACGGAUCCUUUCGAAGCCUUUUGGACAGCAGCAGGAGUGAAUGUAAUGGUGGUAACCAGUUAGCAAGCAGCCCUGGCGAAGGUGGUAACCACGUUACAACAGCAGGUGGUGACCAUGCUACAGCAAGCCCUGCUCCUUCCCAUCUGAUGCACGGGUCUGGUAGCCAGAACCCCUUUGGGAAAUGCCUUGGGUUCAGGGGAGAGGGAAAGAGGAGGGAAACUGGUGCUGCUGUUGAUACCGCAACUGCUGCUGCUGCUGCUGCUGCUGCUGCUGGUAGUACUGCUGCUGCUGUUGCUGCUGCUGUUUAUGCUGGUGAUGCUGCUGGUGGUGGUGCUGCUGCUGCUGUUGCUGCGUCUGCUGAUGCCGCAUUUGCUGGCACCGGCAGCACCUAUUCUCACUCCACCGCAUCAACUGCUAGCAGUGCUACCCCUGCCCCAUCCAGCUCCUCAUGUCUCAGCCCCAGGUUAUCGGUUCCCGAGUCGACUAAAAAAAGCGGCCUUUCCAGCCCAUCGUGCCUCAGCCCAAGGUUAUUGGUUUCUGAGACCUCUAAAAAGAGUGGCCUUUCCAGCCCGUCGUGCCUCAGCCCAAGGUUCGCAGCAGUGCUCAAGUCCCUCAGCAGACCCGCGGGGUCGCCCAAGGCCGGCACUGGCACUAGUCCGGAGCGGCAGGAGAAGGUGGAUGCAGCAGCAAGGCGGCUGCUGCAGCUGCAGGAGCACCUGAGGCGGCUGAGCAGACAAGGGCUCAUUGCGGGGGAUGGGGAGGAUGAAGCUACUGUGGUCCAGGGAGUGAGAGAGGAUGGUGCUUUUGACAGCCACGGGAUUUGUCAGGGGGUGUGCCGGGGGGUAAGCGAGGGGGACCUUGUGGUUGAGGGAGGCAGGGAUAGCGCUGCUGAGAACCAGGGGGUAGGGCAGGGGAUAGACCAGGGGGUGGGGCAGGGGGUAUGCCAGGAGGAUUUUCAGGGGGUGGAGCAGGGAGCAGAGCAAGGGUUCGCCCCAGGAGAUGACUUGCACGUCAAAGGAGUGAGCCAGGGGGUUGUUCCUGAGACAAACGAGUUGGCCUUUGAGUCAACUCAACCGCCAGGGGGUCACUUGAACAUCAAUGGUGUGAGCCGGGGGGGCGCGCCUGAGGAAACACCUGAGGGCCAUGGUUGGGACGUGGAGAGGCAGGGAGACAAUGGCAGUUUGGGUGUGAGCAGCAGCGGCGGCGGCAGCAGCUGGACUGAGGGGUCUUGUGCGUGUGGGGAUGCUGCUGUGACGGAGGGAAACGCUUUGGAUGGGGAUAUUAGUCUCGUCGCUGCUGGUUCAGCUGCGUUUCAGUUGUUCUUCCAAGGAGCGUCAGCGCCGGCAGUGGUGCUUGCAACAACAACAGUGCCAACAGUCUCACGACCAUCGACAGCAUCAGCAGCAUCAGCAGUGUUUCGAGCAGCACAAACAGCAUCAAUAGCAACAGCAUCAGAAGCAACACCAGGCCCAGGGUCCCUCCCCUCUCCUCCACACUCUUGGAUUACCACCUUCCUACGGGCCGCCGACUGCCUACGUCACACUCCUACUCCUCACCCUCUGUACACUCACACUCGCGUACUAGCCCCUACUCCUCACCCCCUGUACAAGCACAUUCGCAUGCCACUUCCCCGUGUUUACCAUCCCCUGUACAAGCACACUCGUUUGCUGAAGUAUCUUCUCUUCUGCAGCGCUCGCCAGGGCAUGCUAUUGCUAGUGGCGCUGCUGCUGCAGGUGGGAAGGAUGGGGGCAGAGGGGGGUCGAUAG